AAACCUGCGCAGCUAUUCUUCUCCUACUCGACACUCGUCAAUCGAGUUCUCGUCUUCUCGACCUAAUCGAAUAAUCAAUAUAGACAUCGCCUAGCGUCUUGAAGCCUUGGAAGCUUGGAGCCUGUCGGCUGAAUCGACAUUGGAGGGUGGAGGGCCGGAGGCUGUCAAUCUUCUGAGUUCUCGACCUAUCGUUUUGCAGAAUGGAAACAACAGAAGAUACCAGAUUGAACUCUGAAAUAACAGAGAAAGUUGUCCAGAUUUUUUCACAUUUCAUGGAAAGGGUUGCCAAAUAUGAGGAGCAAGUAGUUGCAGGGAAUAGAUUUCUGGAUACCUUUCGUCAAGCUCUUGAUUUCAUUCGAAGAUCCUCCAUUGACAACACAUCACAACUCUUUGAAAACGUCAUUAAAGCUAACAACACUGAUAGAAUGCAAUCUUACAUUAAAGCUGGAUAUACACACGCUUCUGAUAGAGCUGAAAAUCUCAACAAGUUGCAUAAAAGCCAUAUCCAAUUGUUGGAUAUUGCAAAUAAAGAAAAUAAUAUUAUCAAAGAACUUGAAUCCCUUGUUGAGGAUUUAAAUCUAGCAAUAGAAUCUGCAAAUGAAACCUUACCACAAGAUCUUACUCCUGAUUUGGAUGAUAUAUUCAAUGAGGAGCAAAAAGUGUCAUUUGUCCCUGAGAAAUCUAAGGUUAUUGAUUAUGCAACCAUGGUAGCUUUGGUAUAUAGCAUGGUGAAAAAGGAUUACCUUAUGCAGGAAAAGAUUGUUUCUUCACUUAAUCUAAAGACAUCAUCAGGAGAACUAGAGACAUAUUGUUUGAUGUGGUCAUUACGCCCUUUUGUGAAUGAUGAAAUUAUGCAAAAAGCUUGGAGACUAAUUCCAUAACUCGUUUUGAAUCAUUUCAAUUUCGCCGGAUAGUCACCGGAAAAAGCUGAUUAGGUGGUGGUGGCGGUGGUGCUACACCCAUUCGUGGCGGCAGAGCAGAGAAAACAGGAAUCGCGUUACGUAUAGUGACAGGUGGCGCGAUCCUACAAUGAGCCAUGAAGCGGCCCACAGGAACAUAUGGUGGUGCUUCAGCUGCAGGGAACUUGUGGGCCCGGGUUUUGGUAGUUUUAGGGUGUAUUAAAGGAAGGAUUUUUGAAGUUGUUGUAGAUGAUUGAGGUGAUUGUGUAGUAGCUAGUUUUGGUUUUGGUGUUGGAAACUUAAUUGGAAAGGGUAUAUUAGUCAUUUUUGCCUUUAACCUAAACUUCUGUAAAGCACGAGCUACUGUGACAUGUUCUUGCUCCUCAAUCUCAAUGUUACCCUUUUGUAAUGAAAAA
Lactuca sativa (garden lettuce) is the source of this 1315-nucleotide messenger RNA. RefSeq names its product FAD-binding protein. The record is from RefSeq and is a predicted model, not a curated record. Lineage: Eukaryota; Viridiplantae; Streptophyta; Magnoliopsida; Asterales; Asteraceae.